UCUUAUUUACAUCAAAGUUUGAUAAUUAUAUGAUCAAUUAAUUAUAUACUAUUAAAAUGCUUACAUUGUGGAACCUAUUUGAAGCUUCUUUGCUAUGCUUAAAUGCCGUCUGCGUUCUCCAUGAGGAAAGAUUUAUGCAAAAAAUGGGAUGGGGUGCUAAUAACCGAAAUCAAGGAUUUGAAGACCAGUCUUCAAUGAAAUACCAAGUUUUAAAUUUAGUAAGAUCAAUACGAACAGUUACAAGAAUUCCACUCAUUAUAUUGAAUAUUUUAACAAUCAUUUUUAAAUUAUUACUGGGGUGACAGAUUAUCAGAAAAAAAAAUAGAACACAUUUAUUAAAGUGCAAGACCUCAGGUGAAAGUAAUUUAUGCCUACAUUUUUUUUUAUUAUAAAAUAAUAACUAAUAAUAUAUAACACAAAUUAUAUUUUAUUUUCUCAA
Messenger RNA from Vanessa tameamea, 439 nucleotides. Its product is annotated as immediate early response 3-interacting protein 1. The transcript has 3 exons. The record is from RefSeq and is a predicted model, not a curated record. Bases 57 to 302 code for a protein of 81 amino acids. Gene Ontology annotation, cellular component: endoplasmic reticulum membrane; COPII-coated ER to Golgi transport vesicle; Golgi membrane. Gene Ontology annotation, biological process: endoplasmic reticulum to Golgi vesicle-mediated transport. Lineage: Eukaryota; Metazoa; Arthropoda; Insecta; Lepidoptera; Nymphalidae.